GGAUCAAGCCAAAAAAUAAAAAAGACUAGGCAUGCAACAAAGAGGAGAGGCAUGAAGAAAAAGAGCUCAGUCCACUCAGUCUGGUGUGGAGAAGUUCCGAUGAUAUCCUAGAAGACAUUGAGAGAUUUUUUUGACUGCUGAGAGUCCCACCAUUCAACAGCUGAGAUGGCUCGGGACAUGUCUGAUAAGGACAUCAUGAAAAUGGAGCUGGAGCAGCUGCAGAAAGAAGUUAACACCCCCCGGACUGCAAUGUCUACAACUGCCCCAGAGCUUGUCUCCUUCAUCGAGGCCCAGUCUGCAGAAGACCCCUUAAUCAAGGGAGUUCCUGAAGACAAGAACCCCUUUAAAGAGAAAGGAGGUUGUGUUAUUACAUAGCGAUGUCUUCGUAAUAAUGACAGAAGGAUUUAUGAUGGGUUCGUCAUGGGUUUUUCCUCAUUGUCUACAGGCAAUAAGUGAAAGAGGAGAAAGAGAUUGUUUUAUUUUCUCACCUUCUCAUUAAGUUCAUCAUUCUUUAAAAUAGAGUAGAAGCACAAAACACUCCUUCACUCACUCCUUCUCACCAAUCUUCAUGGAUCUUUUUCUUUAAUGUGUGUUCAAAAAUAUCUACAUUUGUAUGGUAUUUUUAGAGUGGACAAGUGAUAUUGUAUAUAGUGGACAUUAGUAAAAUUUUAAAUGUAUAUCGGGAUUUCUGUAAAGCUGCUUCGUGACAAUGUCCAUUGUUAGAAUCGCUAUAUAAAUAAAAUUGAAUUGA
Pangasianodon hypophthalmus (striped catfish) is the source of this 751-nucleotide messenger RNA. It is a transcript of the gene gngt2b, whose product is annotated as guanine nucleotide binding protein (G protein), gamma transducing activity polypeptide 2b. Gene Ontology annotation, molecular function: G-protein beta-subunit binding. The record is from RefSeq and is a predicted model, not a curated record. Lineage: Eukaryota; Metazoa; Chordata; Actinopteri; Siluriformes; Pangasiidae. Gene Ontology annotation, biological process: G protein-coupled receptor signaling pathway. The transcript is spliced from 3 exons. Bases 166 to 375 code for a protein of 69 amino acids. Gene Ontology annotation, cellular component: heterotrimeric G-protein complex.